AUGAGGGACUUUGUAGGGCGACCUGGAACAGCUAAUGCACAGUCUGUCAACGUCGCAUUUCGAGAACCAAUAGAUCGGGUUUUGGAGAAAAUCAAGAACGAGCUGUACUUUAGGUGGCCGAAUAAGAUGGCGGGAGAACCCUCGAAGCGCGAUCAGAACCUUUAUUGCCAAUACCACCAAGACCAUGGCCGCAUUACGGAGAAUUGCAAGAACCUCUGGAACCACCUGGACCAGCUAGUCCGGGAAGGAAGGCUGAAGCACCUUCUGCAUCAUUCCAGUGGUCAUCAAGGCCCUCAAGAGGCCAGGAGGGAUGCUGCCCUGAGGCCACCCACAGGAACGAUCAACGUCAUCGUGGCCGCGCCAGGGAGAACAGGCACGUGCCCUGCACGAGUGUUAUCGAUGGCUCAACUGUCUGCCGAGGAGUCCCAACCAGGGCCGAAAAGGGCCAGAAUGAGCUUUCAUCCCGUUUUGAGUUUUUCAGAGGAAGAUAAGAUCGGGACCAUCCAGCCUUACGAUGACGCGCUGCUAAUCACCCUCCGAAUCGGGGACUACGAUGUGAAAAGAGUGAUGGUGGAUGGCGGCAGUGCGGCUGAGGUUAUGUACCCCGACCUAUACAAGGGGCUGGGGUUAAAAUCAGAAGAUUUGACGCCCUACAACUCCCCUCUGAUGAGCUUCGAUGGAAAGCUUGUCAUUCCGAUAAGCAUGAUUAGAUUGCCCAUCCAGACCAGCUUAGAAAUAGUGGAAGUGAAUUUCAUCGUGGUGAACACCUACUCUCCCUAUACAACCAUUGUCGGUAGGCCCUAG
This is a messenger RNA of Quercus lobata, 804 nucleotides long. RefSeq lists its product as uncharacterized. Lineage: Eukaryota; Viridiplantae; Streptophyta; Magnoliopsida; Fagales; Fagaceae. Bases 1 to 804 code for a protein of 267 amino acids. The transcript has a single exon. The record is from RefSeq and is a predicted model, not a curated record.